AUGCAGACUGGUAUGUCUCGAAAAAAUAUCUUCUUGGUAGGGGCUCCGUUGCCAGCAAGUCUGGACUGGGAUACAGAUGAGCUUCUCAACACGGCCAUACCUCCCUUUCACGAGAAUACGAAGAGCCCAGAACAACAGCUAUCCCUGGAUCAACCACCUGUAAGAUGGAGAGUGUUACGGUCACCAUCAGUCGAUAAGCUUGGUGACAAUUAUGACUCUUUUCAACACUAUGAGGAUCCGGCCUUUUUCAUCUCGCAUCAGCUGGCUGUCGCGACAGAUGCGCCACAAGGACAUUCAGAAGAUUCGAUUAUUCAAUUCUACGACCAUUCUUUUGCCAUCCACGAGACCUCCGAGGUAGCUGACUCAGAUGUGUACGUAGCAGAUUCCACGCAGGACAGCAGUUUGGGCGAGGACAGCGUGUUGGCUAGCUCUACGGCGUUGGAUAAACCAGAUGCCCCGAGGUCACCUCGUAUCCUCCAUAUCCCUGGACCCCUCAGCAAUUUGCAAGACCUUCCCACUGCCAGGUACAUCCAGUCCAUCGUACCGCAAACGAUGACGGUGAAUAUGAUUGUUGGGGUGCUGGCAGUUCACCCCCCACGUCGGAUAGUAACACGACAAUGGAAAACCGAAUUGGAUCUUAUCGAGCUCGUCGUUGGAGACGAGACAAGGGCUGGGUUUGGAGUCAAUUUUUGGCUCAAGCCAGAGAAGCCGACGGCUGCCAAGAACAACGAAGCGGAUCGCCUGGGUCGAUCGCUGGCGUCACUUCGACCCCGCGACAUCGUUUUGCUCCGAACCGUCGGGCUCAGUACAUUCCAAGAUCGAGUGUACGGACAGAGUCUGCGCCGAGGGAUGACUACAGUCGAGCUGUUACAUCGAAAACCGGUGGAUGUGACGGAUGCAGUUGGAUUUUACCAGGGCAGAAUCCAAGAAGGUAGCCCCCACGAUGAUCAGCCGGUCCUUAAGGCUCGCCGAGUACGAAAUUGGAUGCUCCAGUUUGUGACGGAUUCGGUUGGAAUGUCGCAUCCACGUGGACUGCCUCCGGAUACGCAGUAG
Molecule: messenger RNA, 1053 nt
Organism: Penicillium samsonianum
Lineage: Eukaryota; Fungi; Ascomycota; Eurotiomycetes; Eurotiales; Aspergillaceae
Exons: 1
Coding region: 1-1053 (350 amino acids)
Source: RefSeq, a predicted model, not a curated record